Molecule: messenger RNA, 1482 nt
Organism: Oncorhynchus mykiss (rainbow trout)
Lineage: Eukaryota; Metazoa; Chordata; Actinopteri; Salmoniformes; Salmonidae
Gene: myd88
Product: MYD88 innate immune signal transduction adaptor
Biological process (GO): MyD88-dependent toll-like receptor signaling pathway; toll-like receptor 4 signaling pathway; positive regulation of canonical NF-kappaB signal transduction
Cellular component (GO): plasma membrane
Molecular function (GO): TIR domain binding; Toll-like receptor binding
Source: RefSeq, marked provisional
UAGUACAUGCAAUCAAUAACUUGCACAACCACCGAAGCCCUCAGAAACGGAACAAUUCUUCUAGUUUGGACACAUCUGUUUCUUUCGGAUUAAAUGACAAAUCAAAUGUCUUAAUUUGACUCGUAUAAGGAGCGGUUUCGGUUUGUAUAAAUUUACGCCUUCAGAAGAACCAGAAACGACAACUUCCUUGAAUAUGUCAGCUAGUUUAGACCUGUGGAAUAUUCCACUGAGAGCGCUGAAUAUCAACGUGAGAAAAAGAUUGGGACUGUUUUUAAACCCGAGAAACACUGUGGCAUCAGACUGGAUGUCUGUCGCAGAAAACAUGGGUUUCUCUUAUUUAGAGAUCAAGAAUUACGAGGAUUGCCAGGACCCAACACGGAAGAUCUAGAGGACUGGCAAGCCGUUGUCCCGAGCCAAAGUUGGAAAGUUAGUUUCAAUUCUGGAUAACGUGGACAGAAAGGACGUUGUGGAGGAUCUCCGAGUUCUCAUUGAGGAGGACUGUAAGAGGUACAUAGAGAGACAGAAUGAGCCCCCAGUCCAGGUUCCUGAGGUGGACAGCUGUGUUCCCAGAACCCCGGAGAGACAAGGCAUCACCCUGGAGGAUGACCCAGAAGGGGGUAUACCAGAGCUGUUUGAUGCCUUCAUCUGCUACUGUCAGAGUGACUUUGACUUUGUCCAUGAGAUGAUCCAGCAGUUGGAGCAGACGGACCACAAGUUGAAGCUGUGUGUGUUUGACCGGGAUGUCCUGCCUGGAUCAUGUGUCUGGACCAUCACCAGCGAACUCAUCGAGAAGAGGUGUAAAAGGAUGGUCGUGGUGAUAUCUGAUGAGUACCUGGACAGUGAUGCCUGUGACUUCCAGACAAAGUUUGCCCUCAGUCUCUGUCCUGGUGCCCGGAGCAAGCGACUGAUCCCUGUGAAGUAUAAGUCUAUGAAAAAACCUUUCCCCAGUAUCCUGAGGUUCCUGACGGUGUGUGACUACACACGACCCUGUACACAGUCCUGGUUCUGGGUCCGGCUGGCCAAGGCCCUCUCCCUGCCCUGAAGGGAUCGUACAGACUUACAGCAACCAAUCAGCACAGGGGGCCUGCCCCUCUCCAGCGGGAACAGAAAGAGUACAUGUCAGCUCGGUGGUACUGUUACUUUACUGGGGACCGUUGAUCGCCACAGUUUAGUUGACAUAUUUUAUAUUGAUUCAUAUUUUAUAUUGAUUCAUAUUUUAUAUUGAUUCAUUUCUUAGUUAGAACAGUUUGUGAAUUGUACAGUUUGUGUAUUGUAGCAGUUUUCUGAACCCACAGAUGGAGUUCCCGGGUGCUCUCCUCCUUUUGUCCUCAUCACUGAGAGCCUGAUGGCUCCUUCACUCAUUACUGAUAUAUUGAUUUGGGUUUAAUAUGAGAUUUCAUUCCAUCGAAAACGUUUUAUAUGUUUUUAAUAUAUUUUAUUCUGAGCCCCAUCGCUCAUAUGGACCAAAUAUCAACCUGAAUG